AACCUCCCUCCUUCCCUCCUCUCCUCCUCCCUUCCCUUCCCCUCUCCUCCCCUCUCUCCUCCUUCCCCCCUCGGUCCGCCGGAGCCUGCUGGGGCGAGCGGUUGGUAUUGCAGGCGCUUACUCUCCGGGGCCGUCCGGCGGGUAGCUGGCGGGGGGAGGAGGCAGGAACCGCGAUGGCGCCUCAGAAGCACGGCGGUGGGGGAGGGGGUGGCUCGGGGCCCAGCGCGGGGACCGGGGGAGGCGGCUUCGGGGGUUCGGCGGCGGUGGCGGCGGCGACGGCUUCGGGCGGCAAAUCCGGCGGCGGGGGCUGUGGAGGCGGUGGCAGUUACUCGGCCUCCUCGUCCUCCUCCGCGGCGGCAGCGGCUGGGGCCGCGGUGUUACCGGUGAAGAAGCCGAAAAUGGAGCACGUCCAGGCAGACCACGAGCUUUUCCUUCAGGCCUUUGAGAAACCAACACAGAUCUAUAGAUUUCUUCGAACUCGAAAUCUCAUAGCGCCAAUAUUUUUGCACAGAACUCUUACUUACAUGUCUCAUCGAAACUCCAGAACAAACAUCAAAAGGAAAACAUUUAAAGUUGAUGAUAUGUUAUCAAAAGUAGAGAAAAUGAAAGGAGAGCAAGAAUCUCAUAGCUUGUCAGCUCAUCUGCAGCUUACAUUUACUGGCUUCUUCCACAAAAAUGAUAAGCCAUCACAAAACUCAGAAAAUGAACAAAAUUCUGUUACCCUCGAAGUUCUGCUUGUAAAAGUUUGCCACAAAAAAAGAAAGGAUGUAAGUUGUCCAAUAAGGCAAGUUCCCACAGGUAAAAAGCAGGUGCCUUUGAAUCCUGACCUCAAUCAAACAAAACCUGGAAAUUUCCCGUCCCUUGCAGUUUCCAGUAAUGAAUUUGAACCUAGUAACAGCCACAUGGUGAAGUCUUACUCAUUGCUAUUUAGAGUGACUCGUCCGGGAAGAAGAGAGUUUAAUGGAAUGAUUAAUGGAGAAACCAAUGAAAAUAUUGAUGUCAACGAAGAACUUCCAGCUAGACGAAAACGAAAUCGUGAAGAUGGGGAAAAGACGUUUGUUGCGCAAAUGACAGUAUUUGAUAAAAACAGGCGCUUACAGCUUUUAGAUGGGGAAUAUGAAGUAGCCAUGCAGGAAAUGGAAGAAUGUCCUAUAAGCAAGAAAAGAGCAACAUGGGAAACUAUUCUUGAUGGGAAGAGGCUGCCUCCAUUUGAAACAUUUUCUCAGGGACCUACGUUGCAGUUCACUCUUCGUUGGACAGGAGAGACCAAUGAUAAAUCUACAGCUCCUAUUGCCAAGCCUCUUGCCACUAGAAAUUCAGAAAGUCUCCAUCAAGAAAACAAGCCUGGUUCAGUAAAACCUACUCAAACUAUUGCUGUUAAAGAAUCACUGACUACAGAUCUACAAACAAGAAAAGAAAAAGAUACUUCAAAUGAAAACCGACAAAAAUUAAGAAUAUUUUACCAGUUCCUUUAUAAUAACAAUACAAGACAGCAGACUGAAGCAAGAGAUGACCUGCAUUGCCCUUGGUGCACUCUGAACUGUCGCAAACUUUAUAGUUUACUCAAGCAUCUUAAACUCUGCCAUAGCAGAUUUAUCUUCAAUUAUGUUUAUCAUCCAAAAGGUGCUAGGAUAGAUGUUUCUAUCAACGAGUGUUAUGAUGGCUCCUAUGCAGGAAAUCCUCAGGAUAUUCAUCGCCAACCUGGAUUUGCCUUUAGUCGAAAUGGACCAGUAAAGAGAACUCCUAUCACACACAUACUUGUGUGCAGGCCAAAACGAACAAAAGCAAGCAUGUCUGAAUUUCUUGAAUCUGAAGAUGGAGAAGUGGAACAGCAACGAACGUACAGUAGUGGACACAAUCGCCUGUAUUUCCAUAGUGAUACCUGCUUACCUCUCCGUCCACAAGAAAUGGAAGUAGAUAGUGAAGAUGAAAAAGAUCCUGAAUGGCUAAGAGAAAAAACCAUUACACAAAUUGAAGAAUUUUCUGACGUUAAUGAAGGAGAGAAAGAAGUGAUGAAAUUAUGGAAUCUCCAUGUCAUGAAGCAUGGGUUUAUUGCUGACAAUCAAAUGAAUCAUGCCUGUAUGCUGUUUGUAGAAAAUUAUGGACAGAAAAUAAUUAAGAAGAAUUUAUGUCGAAACUUCAUGCUUCAUCUAGUCAGCAUGCAUGACUUUAAUCUUAUUAGCAUAAUGUCAAUAGAUAAAGCUGUUACCAAGCUCCGUGAAAUGCAGCAAAAAUUAGAAAAAGGAGAAUCUGCUUCCCCUGCAAAUGAAGAAAUUAGUGAAGAACAAAAUGGGACAGCAAAUGGCUUUAGUGAAAUUAACUCAAGAGAGAAAGCUCUGGAAACAGAUGGUGUCUCAGGGGUUUUAAAACAGAGCAAGAAACAAAAACUCUGAAAAAGCCCGACCCCAUAUUAUGGACAAACACUGAAGUUGCAUUCUAGGGAAUUCAGCCUCUAGGAAGAGGGUUUUUGUUUUGUUUUGUUUUUAAUCAUAGGUUCCAAACAGGCACUGUAGACGAAGUAAAUGAUUUCAACAAGGAUAUUUCUAUCAGGGUUCUUCUUCACUUCAUUAUGCAAGCAUUAUGUGUCUAUCAGUUUUAUUGAUGUCAUUACAACAUUCUCUGGUUUGAGCAUGGAAAGCAAUACUUGAAAGAAAGCUUUAUUUUAACUUCCGACACUUGUCUUAUGAAAUAUUGAAUUGAUAAUUAGAAAUUAUCUCAUAUAAAUUAUUAUAAUGUUCUUUGCAUUUGUGACUGGCUGUUUUUCUACUUCGUAAUUGUGAGACAUUUUCUUGGGGAAAGAAAAUUGAAUGCAAUUCCCUUUUUAAAAAAUUGAAAAUUUUUAUGAAAUUAUGUUGGAUUACUAUUUGCAAUCAAACCUUGAUCCUUGAUUUUGAAAUCAUUUAACAAUUUGGAAUGAAAAAUUAAAAUAUUAUUUUACAUUAAAUAAGCUCAUUUUACAAUUUUAAAAUAGCACUUCUUCGUCUUAAGCCUGUUUGAGAUGUUAAUUUUUCACAUUGUUGACAGUGAAAUGCCAUAUUGGUUUAUAUAGUUACUGACCAUUUGUUUUUAUGUGGAUAAUUUUAGUGUUUUGCUCACCCAGUAUAUUCUUUUAAACUUGAACAUUUUGCUGUUCCUGGUUUUUCUUUUUCAAUUAGGUGAUCCCAUGGUAAACUCGGCUGUCCACAUCUUUUCAUUAGGACGUAAACCAAGGGAAGAGUGAGUUUGGGAUUUUUAAGAUGCCACUUUCAAGGGGGACUGUUAUGCCCUCCCCCGCCCCCCUUUUUGGCGAAGGUGUCUUUGUAAUGUAUUUCAUGAUUAGAAUAUCCAAUACAGAUAAGCUGACUUGAAUCGUUUUGAGCAAUUUUGCCCUGUGUUAUAUGUGUUUUAUGCACAUAUUUGCAGUUGGAUUUUUUCCAACAGAAAGUGGUUUCACUACUGGCACAUUAACAAGCACCAAUAGGUUUUUAUUCCAACUCCAAGCACUGUGGUUGAGUAACAUCACCUCAAUUUUUUAUUAUCCUUAAAGAUAUUGCAUUUUCAUAUUCUUUAUUUAUAAAGGAUCAAUGCUGCUGUAAAUACAGGUAUUUUUAAUUUUUUAAUUUCAUUCCACCACCAUCAGAUGCAGUUCCCUAUUUUGUUUAAUGAAGGGAUAUAUAAGCUUUCUAAUGGUGUCUUCAGAAAUUUAUAAAAUGUAAAUACUGAUUGGUGUUUAAGAUGUGUUUAACUGUGAGACUAUUUAACUAAUAAUGUGGAUGUGAUUUGUCAUCCAGUAUUAAGUUCUUAGUCAUGGAUUUCUGUGUUAAAGAAUAGGGAAGAGGGAAACUGCAGUUUUCAUUACAGACUCCUUGGUGUUUGGUAAGCUCUCCGAAUGAUGAGUUACAGCAAACUCUGAUGAUGCCUCCGGAGAGUGGAUCUCACGCAUUGCUCUCGGGCUUUAAUUUGCUAAAGCUGUGCACAUAUUGUAAAAAAACAAAAAUAGAUUAUUUUAGGGGAGAUGUAGGUGUAGAAUUAUUGCUUAUGUCAUUUCUUAAGCAGUUAUGCUCUUAAUGCUUAAAAGAAGGCUAGCAUUGUUUGCACAAAAAGUUGGUGAUUCCCUCCCCCAAAUAGUAAUGAAAUUACUUUUGCUGAGUAAACUUUUUAUGUCAUCUUAUAAUAAAACCUGGAAAAAACCCUUUGUUUCUAUUUAUAAAAAAAUGCUUUUCUAUAUGUACCCUUGAUAAGAGAUUUUGAAGAAAUCAUGUAAGAUGAUAAAACAUUUGAAUGGUACAAUAGAUGUAAAAAAAAAAUUCAGUUUAAAAGAACAUUUGUUUUUACAUUAAAUGUUUAUUUGAAAUCAAAUGAUUUUGUACAUAAAGUUCAAUAAUAUAAAAGCUGUAUUCUGUCUUUGUUUUGUUAUGCAUUGUUAAUGCGUGCAUUCCAUACUUGGCUAGCAGAAUCAGGAUCCAGAAAAAAGUACACAAAAUAAUGGAUCCCAGCUAGUAAGAAAUGGAGGAAAACAUUAAUAUGAAAUCAUGCUUUCAAUUCUAGUAACAUCAAUUGCAACUAGUAUUUUGUGUGAUAAUAAGUGGCAAGUGAGGAGUUAGAGAAGGUUGUCAUCAAGAGUGUGUGAAAGAUGAGGCCACAGCAAGAGGCAGACAGGUCAGUGGAAGAAUGCAGGGGAUUCCUAAAUGGGAAGCUUGAACAUGACUGUAGGCUGACAGAGGGGAGGAGAUAAUAUAGUUUACAGUUGGCUACCAUUUGUAAAAAAAAAAAAAUGCUCGAGCUUUUGUAGAAUAUCCCUAAAAUGAUACACGAACAGUUUUUUUCAGGGAAGACAGCUGGAUUAAGGGACAGGUGUGGGAAGUAGACUUUUCACUGCCAUUUUUGAAACAUCUGAAUGUACUGCCUAUUAUUUUUGUAUUUCCGAUAUUUAAGAAGGGGAUUGCUUUCCCACUGCGAUCCUGUUAGGAUGGGUAAGUGCCUAGCACAGAAUUUGGAACAUGUAGGAACUUAGGAAAAUUGUACUGACUUCAGUGUGACUAAAGAAGCUCACUGCCAAAAAGAGUUCCUAAAACAUUCAGCUUAAAUUUUCUAUUUGCUAAGUAGCCUAAAGGUACCUUGCUCUGACACAAAUAGAAAUAUGUGAGGAUUUAUUACCCUGACUACCAUAUUAAAGCAGAGCACUUAGCUUUAAUGGUGCCCUUUUGUUGACAGUAAAGAUCAUGGUCCUCCGCCCCUCAUCGACCUUGUCUAUCUUUCCAGUCUCUCUCACUGUGUAUGCAGUCUCCCCUCCAACCAAGUGGAUCACCAGGGCACACCACGCUCUGAUGUUCUCACGAGGUAGCCUAAGACCUAAUUUCUGGAGCAUCAUGUUUCCAUGUACUACUACCUACAAGUGCAAUAUUUUUAUAUAGGGAUAAAAAUUUAAGUAAAUUUCUUAGGAGUAAGAUUGUUAAUUAAAGGCCCAGUGGGAUGAGCCACUUUAUAAAGCUGGUUCUAGAGAACAAGGUUGUUAUCCUUGGGUUACGCUACUGCAUCUGUGAAGUACUUUCACAUUUCUACCAUCCUAUCCACAUGGCAGGGCUUCAACCAAUGGCCACCUGCAGGUGCUCCGUCUCCUGGAAUCAUAUUUGUGUCCAAGUUAUUCUGUACUUUCUUCAGAACCUAGAUAGCUUUCUUCCUGCUUUUCUAGCAUGCUACCACUAGCAGCCAUUCUUUCACAGCAAUUGAAUAUCUCUGUGGCAGCACUUGUGCCAAGCACUGGGACUGGGAAUUCACCUAAGACUCAGAUUCUCCCAGAACUCAGAUCAAAACUGCACUUUAUUUAUUCUUCCUCUUGUCCUUAAAGAAACAUAUCCCUGUGGUAAGUUAUUGCUUAUUAUUCCAGGGAAAAGGUGAGGCUAUACAUGUAUCAGAAAUCCUAAAAGCUUUUUAUAAUUUGACAUUUAGAUUUAUGAAUCACUUAGCACAGUACCCAGAAUGUAACAGGGACCCAGUAAAUCUUAGCUCCUUUACUAAUUCUUGGAGCCCUCGUGGCUCAGUGGUUAAGAACUUGCCUGCUAACCAAAAGGUCCGCAGUUCAGAUCCACCAGGCACUCCCUGGAAACCCUAUGGGGCAGCUCUACCCUGUCCUAUAGGGUUGCUCUGAGUUGGAAUCAACUGAACGGUAAUGGGUUUUUUUGUUGUUACUAAUCCAACUAGGAUUUUCUUCUGAGUUCUAAAUUAUCCUUAUUUCUCUUAUUUGGGGGGCUGAGUCUUCUGUGAGGUCUUGCAGCAGAAGGACGGUGGUUGCCAUGUGAGUAAGCAACCAAAGCCUUAUUUCUCUUCAAUACUGAGCACCUACUAUGGCCUACACAUUAGGUAGCCACCAGGGAUACAAUGAUGAAUAAACCAGACGUUGUACCUGUCCUUGUGAAUCUUAAUUUUUAGAGAGACAUUCACUUGCGUUUUAGUAAACCAUGUUUCAAAGUAUCUAAUCUCAAACUAGGGUCCUGAAAUUUAGGGCUGUGUGGUAGGAGAAUUAAUGGGCUUUGGAGCUGACAGGCUUGGAUUUGAACCCCAACUUUGGUGAUUUUGUGGCUUUAUAACUGUUAGGAGUUACUUAACUAUACUGAAUUUGUGUCCUCACUGCAAAAUGGGAUUAAAAUACCUCCCUCAGUAAAGUCUUUCUAAGGAUUAAAUUCACAGAAAUCUUUUGGGAUUAAUAGUCUCAUUCUCCCACAAAACUACAACUGUUUUAACACUGCUUUAUGUACGUAAGAUUAAUGCAUAGAAGGGGCACAGAAAGGCCAAUACUGUUUUAAAAAAAAAAAAAUUUUAGUCAGCAUUAAAUAUGGGACAAAAUCUUUAGUGAGAGGGAUUAGUUUUAUUUUACUAAAUAUUUUUUUGUUUUUUAACAAGAAAAGUCUUAGUUCAAAAUAAUUUAUUAAAUGUCCAAAUAUCAGGAAAUGUUGACAACUUUGGGAUUUCACAUACCAGUAAUCUACUAAAAAAUUUUUUUUGGCUUAUUUUGUCAUAUAAGGACUUUUACAAACGAAACAAGCAAAGCUACUAUCUACUGUCACUUUCAUUUUUAUAAAAGGACAGAACAACAACAACAAAAAGGCAAGGAGGAUAAUUUUAAAGGACACUAGUCAUUUAAACAAAUUAAAAUUUACAACAACAAAAAAAACCACUAUGGAGACCACUUUUAGUUGUUUUGCUUGCACAAUAGAAUCAUCUAGUUUCUUUAAAACAAAACCUGAGCUUUACUUCUUGUUAGGUGCCCUCAAGUUGGUUCUGACUCAUAGUGACCCUAUGUACAAUGGAAGAAAACACUGCCUGGUCCUGCGCCAUCCUAAGACCAAUUAAACCAGAACCUUUGAUAUUUUCUAAAACUCUCCAGGUGAUCUGUGUGCAGCUAGGAUACAAAACCUCAAGGAAUGUAUAAUCUUAGUGGGUUUAAAGGAUAUGUCACAAGCUCAAACACCUAGUUCAGUGAGUUAACCAGCUGAGUAUUAUACCAAUUUAGGAAGACUGAAAAAGGAGGGGGGGGGAAUACAAGAGAACCAGAAUCAGAAUGGCAUCAGACUUUUCAACACCAGAAGCUAGAAGACAAUGAACCAAUGUAUUGUAAAGGAAAAUUCUCUCCAACACAAUUCUGAACAAGCCACUAUCAAGCGAGCAUAGGAUAGAAUACAAAGAUCUUUCAGACCUUUCAGUUCUCAAAAUAUUUAACUCUUGGGGGCACCCUUCCCAGAAGUGGAGGAAGUGCUCCACGAAAAAUAAGGGAAUAAUCCAAGAAAGGGGAAGCCAUGGAAUACUAUACAUGUGGGUAGGUCUGGACCAGUUUAGGGCAUAACUAAAUGAGUGUGUUGCUGUCAAUAAUAGUUGUCAAAAUAGUUUGUUGAUCCUCAAGAUACUAGCAAACCAAAUCCAAUAGGAUAUUAAAAGGAUUAUGCACCAUGAGCAAUUUUAUCCCAGGAAUACAAGGGUGGUUCAACAUUAGAAAAUAAAUGUAAUACACAACAUUAAUAGAAUGAAGGGGGGUAAAACAAAAGAUCAUUUCAAUAGAGCAGAAAAAGAAUUUGACAAAAUUUCUAGCUUUUAUGAUAAAAACACUCAGAAAGCUAGAAACAGAAGGGAACUUUAAUAAACUUAACCAUGGGGUAAAACUACAAAACAUUGCUGAAAGAAAUUAAAAAUGGCUUAAAUAAAUGGGAAGGCAUCCUGUGUUUAUGGAUAUGAAGACUUAAUAUUGUUAAAAAAAAAAAAAAAAAUGAGAGCCAAAAUUCCAACAGCCUUUUUUGCAGAAA
Messenger RNA from Loxodonta africana (African savanna elephant), 8273 nucleotides. It is a transcript of the gene SUZ12, whose product is annotated as SUZ12 polycomb repressive complex 2 subunit. Lineage: Eukaryota; Metazoa; Chordata; Mammalia; Proboscidea; Elephantidae. Gene Ontology annotation, cellular component: RSC-type complex; nucleus; ESC/E(Z) complex. The transcript has 16 exons. Bases 174 to 2393 code for a protein of 739 amino acids. The record is from RefSeq and is a predicted model, not a curated record. Gene Ontology annotation, molecular function: chromatin DNA binding.